Eutrema salsugineum is the source of this 2465-nucleotide messenger RNA. RefSeq names its product calcium-dependent protein kinase 5. Lineage: Eukaryota; Viridiplantae; Streptophyta; Magnoliopsida; Brassicales; Brassicaceae. The record is from RefSeq and is a predicted model, not a curated record. Gene Ontology annotation, cellular component: nucleus; cytoplasm. Gene Ontology annotation, molecular function: calcium/calmodulin-dependent protein kinase activity; calcium ion binding; ATP binding. Gene Ontology annotation, biological process: peptidyl-serine phosphorylation; intracellular signal transduction; protein autophosphorylation. The coding region runs from base 372 to 2159 and encodes 595 amino acids. The transcript has 7 exons.
AUAAAACCCACACACUCUGAUCCAACGAAUCUAAUUGUCCGACCAGUCUCUCAGUCUCAGCAAACAUAUUUCUUUAUAUAUUUUACUUGAAUCUCAAAUACAACUCUUUUUUAUAGUAUUAAAUUGAAGCUUUCCUUGUUGGAAAUAACAUUAAAUAUUGUAGCUUUCCCUUCUUGUUCGACAUUCAUUUGUAUACCAAAUUUCUCUUUUCCACUUAAAUCAGAUUCCUAAUCCAUUCAUUCUCAGUCUUCUUCUCUUUCACCCUUCUGAUUACUUGAGUUUUCAAAACUAUAUGAACAGUUCGUUGGAUGAAGAACAGAGCGUGAAAGUUGCAGUCUUUAAACUAGGAUUUGGUAAUUUCCCAUUGUUUCAUGGGCAAUUCAUGCCGUGGAUCUUUCAGGGAGAGAAUCUACGAGGGCAGUAACACUAAGCCUGAAGAUAACUCCAAAAACUCUACCAACGUUUCUUCAGAUCGCUCUAAUUCCGACCACUUUCCGAACAACAACAGCGCUUCAGAGAUCAUUGCUCAAGAAUUCUCCAAAGAAGCUAACAAGAAGGACAACAACGCCAAAAAUCCAGCUCUUGUUAUUCCUUUGAGAGAACCAAUCAUGAGGCGUAACAUUGACAAUCAAGCUUACUAUGUUCUUGGUCAUAAGACACCAAACAUUCGUGAUUUCUACACUCUGAGCCGUAAGCUAGGACAAGGCCAAUUCGGAACGACUUAUCUCUGCACAGAAGUUGCCACGGGCGUUGACUACGCGUGUAAGUCGAUAUCCAAGAGGAAGUUGAUCUCCAAGGAAGAUGUUGAGGAUGUGAGAAGGGAGAUUCAGAUCAUGCACCAUUUAGCUGGUCACGGUAAUAUUGUGACGAUAAAAGGAGCUUAUGAGGAUUCUUUGUAUGUCCACAUUGUGAUGGAGCUUUGUGCUGGAGGUGAAUUGUUUGAUAGGAUUAUUCAGAGAGGACAUUACAGCGAGAGGAAAGCGGCUGAGCUGACCAAGAUCAUUGUCGGUGUUGUUGAAGCGUGUCAUUCGCUCGGUGUUAUGCAUAGAGACUUGAAGCCAGAGAAUUUCUUGUUGGUUAAUAAGGAUGAUGAUUUCUCCCUCAAGGCUAUUGAUUUUGGGUUAUCUAUCUUUUUCAAACCAGGCCAAAUAUUCACUGAUGUUGUUGGAAGUCCAUAUUAUGUUGCUCCUGAGGUUUUGCUCAAACGUUAUGGGCCUGAAGCUGAUGUAUGGACUGCUGGUGUUAUACUCUAUAUAUUGCUAAGCGGUGUCCCACCUUUCUGGGCAGAGACUCAGCAAGGGAUAUUUGAUGCUGUGUUGAAGGGAUAUAUCGACUUUGAAUCAGACCCGUGGCCUGUGAUAUCCGACAGUGCUAAAGACUUGAUCCGCAGAAUGUUAUGUUCCAAGCCUGCAGAACGCUUGACUGCUCACGAAGUCUUGCGUCAUCCAUGGAUCUGUGAGAACGGUGUUGCGCCAGAUAGAGCACUUGAUCCGGCUGUUCUGUCUCGUCUCAAGCAGUUCUCUGCAAUGAAUAAACUAAAGAAGAUGGCUUUGAAGGUGAGUGAGUUUGUUCAUAAAACCUUUAUCGUCUAUCGUCUCUGCAUCACUUCUCUUGAAACUGUAUGUGUUGUUCUUUGUUUUGGGGGUCAUCAGGUUAUAGCUGAGAGCCUCUCCGAAGAAGAGAUUGCUGGUUUAAGAGAAAUGUUUCAGGCAAUGGAUACUGAUAACAGCGGCGCAAUCACGUUUGAUGAACUCAAAGCUGGGCUGAGGAAGUAUGGAUCGACCUUGAAAGACACAGAGAUCCAUGAUCUAAUGGAAGCGGCUGAUGUGGACAACAGUGGGACAAUCGAUUACAGUGAGUUCAUUGCAGCGACGAUCCAUCUCAACAAACUGGAGCGGGAAGAACAUCUUGUAGCUGCGUUUCAAUACUUUGACAAAGAUGGAAGUGGUUACAUAACCAUCGAUGAGCUGCAACAAGCGUGUGUUGAACAUAGUAUGACCGAUGUUUUCCUUGAAGACAUCAUCAAAGAAGUUGAUCAGAACAAUGACGGGAAGAUUGAUUAUGGUGAGUUUGUGGAGAUGAUGCAAAAGGGAAAUGCUGGUGUUGGAAGAAGAACGAUGAGAAAUAGUCUUAACAUUAGCAUGAGAGACGCUAUUUAAUCUGUUUGUGACUGCAACGAUGUUCUUAUUCAUGGGAUCAACAUUCUCAAUGCUCACCACAUAGAGAAGGAGAAGGAGGAAGACCAAACCGGAUUCAUCGCUGUGGAGGAUCGAGCUAGUGUUUAAGUAGCUUUGGAGGUUUUUUCUUUACCUCUUUGUUUGUUUGUAUGUUUGUUAUGGCCAUUGUUGAAGUUAGUGAGAGCUUUGUUCAUCAUCUUCAAAUUGUUCAACUUUGUUCAAUCUUGUAUUUGUAAAACGAAAAAUGUCCUAAUGUUGUGUGAUUUCUAAGCAUUUUAUUUUUGAAAA